This is a messenger RNA of Drosophila obscura, 2011 nucleotides long. RefSeq names its product forkhead box protein N3 (gene fd102C). Gene Ontology annotation, biological process: regulation of transcription by RNA polymerase II; cell differentiation; anatomical structure morphogenesis. Gene Ontology annotation, molecular function: RNA polymerase II cis-regulatory region sequence-specific DNA binding; DNA-binding transcription factor activity, RNA polymerase II-specific. NCBI's taxonomy places the organism in Eukaryota, Metazoa, Arthropoda, Insecta, Diptera, Drosophilidae. The transcript has 2 exons. The coding region runs from base 200 to 1966 and encodes 588 amino acids. The record is from RefSeq and is a predicted model, not a curated record.
CGCACGUACUUAAGGUCUCUUGUUUUUGACGCGCUCUCCGUGCUCGUUUUUUCGCGGACAAUUACAUAUUAUAUUCUGUGUGUACUGGCAUGUGCUUAGCAAUACCAGUUAGCAUCCAUUCACCGAAUCGGAUGGUCAUGCGGGAAUGAGGCAAUGAAAACGAUAACCUGGCUGAUCUUAGGUUUAAACCACGCAGAAAAUGGCACACACUGAUUUGGCUGCCUCGCGGUCGAACACACCCGACCAGGAACGAGACCGUGCAACUAACAACGGACACAUGCCCAAACCACUUUCGACUGGAAUUUAUCCCAAUAGCUCGACUAGAAAUGCUCAAGCGACAACAAUGGCUCUGGAACAGUACCGAUUGCAGCUUUACAAUUAUGCCUUGAAUAUUGAACGGUUCCGUUGUCCGCCAUAUGGAACUGGAGCUGGAGCUGGGUCUAGUACGCCCUGGAUGCAUAUGAAUCCGUACGGAGCACAGGGCACCGGUGCAGGUGUCAACAGAAUGACCGCGCUUUCGACCAUCUCACUCUUUCCCCAGUCGCAGCGCAUCUUUCAACCAGAGGAGCCUAAGCCACAGCACAGCUAUAUUGGGCUGAUAGCAAUGGCUAUUCUCAGCUCAACGGAGAUGAAGUUGGUCCUCUCAGACAUUUACCAAUACAUUUUGGAUAACUAUUCGUAUUUUAGAAGCCGCGGGCCUGGUUGGAGAAAUUCCAUCAGGCAUAAUCUGUCGCUGAAUGAUUGCUUCAUUAAAUCGGGACGCAGUGCAAAUGGCAAGGGACAUUACUGGGCAAUCCAUCCGGCCAACAUGGAUGAUUUUCGCAAGGGUGACUUUCGGCGCCGUAAGGCCCAGCGAAAGGUGCGAAAGCAUAUGGGUCUGUCCGUAGAUGAUGCCAGCACUGAUUCCCCCAGUCCGCCACCGUUAGACCUUACAACGCCUCCUCCGCCCAGCUCGCAGGCUACAAUACAAUUGGCCGCACUUAGCUAUCCGUAUCACCAAAACUAUAUCGGUCAGUUCUUCAAUCGGAAUUCAGACACAUCUUUGCCACAUUACUCGGUAUCACAUCCGGUCCAGGCGAUCCAGCGGCAGCCCCAUUGCCUGGAACCAUCAAUUCAGCAAGCUCAUCAACAUAUUGCAUAUAUUAACUCUACGACAACGACAACAAUAGCAAACAUGUACUCGCAAACACGAAAGCGUCAGUUCGACGUAGCCUCGUUGCUGGCGCCUGAUGUGCAGAUCGUUGACAUCGUAUCUGGAGACCAGGAGUCUUCGCCAGCGACUAAUGCUGCCACUGCUACUGCUACUGCUACUCGGACAACAACUCAAACACAGCAUACGGUCAUCACAAAGCAGACCAUACACCGUGAAGUGGUUGUGGGAUUGGAGCAACCCGUUUCUGAUACUGAUGUUGAUGCAGAUGUCGACGUUGAAGUUAAUGUUGAUGUGGUAGAUGAUAGCAAUGAUGCUGAUCUUGAUCCUGACCCUGAUCUCGACCCGGAUGCGGAUGCGGAUGAGCCGCAAAAGACAACGGAGGUUAUGAAACAAGUGUUCUCUGUCGAUGACAAUAACUCGUACCUAAGCGAUGGUAGGCGUUCAUCUUUUGAUGCCGAUCCUGAUCAUGAGGAUCUUGAGCCGCACAACUACUCCAUUUCCAGUUCGGCAGCAAGAUCAUUGGGCAGCAGUAGUAGCCAACACGAGGAAUCUAACUCAUUGGAGGAAUGUCCCACUGCUGCUUCCGCCACCGCAAUCACACCCACUGCAAGGAUACAUUCAACGCAUUCAACACAUCUGGGAGUCGCUAUUCCUAAGGCAUACAUAGAACUCAACCAUGUUGAUCCACACAUUCUGAGUAGAUAUUAUGGGACAUAUAUGGCGGCCGCAGCUCGACGUGCUAGUCUGGAGGCGUCCAGGGAAAAAUCGGCCACUACCCCUCCACCGACCAUCGAAAUAAUCUCACAUAAGUAAACAGCACGUUACAAUCUACAAUUUACAUACGCAUAAGUAUCUGUA